UUCCACCUGAUUAUGUUUUUCUUUAUAUAAUGGCGAUAAAUUGGAUUCAACAUUGAUCAAUAAAUACUAACGGUUUACCAAUGUUUUAUUAAAAACAGAACGAAGGAAGUAUAACUUUUAACAAAAUUUGCAUUCUUAUAUAUCCUUUUGCUCUCCCUCCCUGUCUUGAGUCUUUCACAUUCACCACUUUACUUAUAUUGAGGAAAGAAAGAUAAUAAUGGCUGUGGACUACUACUCAUACAAUCAUAAUGAACAUAAAGUAGAUGAAGAAGAAGAAGGAGAAGAUGAUUACAUAGAUAUGGAAGUGAGCACAUUUGCAAACUUAUUUUCCUACUCUAGAAACACCAUCUUGUCAUCUCCGCAACACCCUCGUGAAUUCGAGUUCCAAAUGUCGUCGACGAUGACGAAUAACGUUGAGAUAGAAUCUACAACAUCUCCAGCUGAUGAGCUUUUUUACAUGGGUAAGCUACUCCCUCUACACCUCCCACCUCGCUUACAAAUGGUUGAAAAACUUCUACAAGAUUCAACCCCUAAAAACUUUAAUGAGUUUUACAGCACUCCUUUGGGUACAAAUACUGCAACUACUCCUACAGCAAAUACGCCUUUCGAAUCAUGCAACAUUUCGCCUGCUGAAUCCUGUCAGGUUAGCAGGGAACUUAACCCUGAAGAUUAUCACAAGGAAUUCUUUGGUGAUAAUAAUAAUAAUGUGAAGAAAUCUUGGACUAAAAAACUCAAAAUUAAACUUAAGUCCUUGUUUGGAAAAUCUUCUGAUGAAGUUUGUUCUUCAUCAGCAAAGGUUGAUGAUUUCAGGAAAUCGAUUAAGAAAAACCCAUGCAGUGAAGUUUCAGAGGUUGUUUCUCAAGAAAGAUUUGACAAAAAAAAUGAUACCACUAAAGAAGUGAAAAUUUGUCAUAGGAGAUCAUUUUCUGGGGCGUUUAAACGUCGUUCAUCAGCCACUACUACUAAAUUAUCUACAUCGUCUUCAUCAUCCUCGUCUUCAUCUAAUGCUUCAAUGAAUCAAUCAACCGUGUUGAAUGAUUUACCGUUCCUUAAGAGAAGCAGCAGCGCGAAUUCGGAGAUUGAGACAUCGUUAAUCCAAGGAGCUAUUGCUCAUUGCAAGCAGUCAUCAAAACAAGUAAGUCAAUCUCAAAAGACAUUGAGUGAAGUUGGUUGUCAUUCAUUUCCUUCUUCCAGGUUUUCUGCUGCUCUUGAUGAUCAAACAAGCCUUUGCAGGGGUUGAAAUAACAAAACAAAACAAGUAAAUUUAGAAAGUAUCAUGUAACUUAUUAUGUAAUGAUGCUUGUACUAAUUUGAUAUAGUUUUUUUUGGCUCAUUACAUAAUUGAUUAGCAAACUGAAAGAGUUUGAUUUACCUUUGAUUGUGAUUAUUUUCUCAUUUAACUUUUGUGCUCUUAUUAAUACUUCACCAAACAUUCAUGACUUUCAGUGUACUUGAUGCAAUUCAUUAGUUAAAAGAUUCUCAUCAUACAUUUUAAUCA
Molecule: messenger RNA, 1498 nt
Organism: Beta vulgaris subsp. vulgaris (sugar beet)
Lineage: Eukaryota; Viridiplantae; Streptophyta; Magnoliopsida; Caryophyllales; Amaranthaceae
Product: probable membrane-associated kinase regulator 4
Exons: 1
Coding region: 218-1240 (340 amino acids)
Cellular component (GO): plasma membrane
Molecular function (GO): kinase inhibitor activity
Source: RefSeq, a predicted model, not a curated record